ACUUAAAAUCUACUAAUUCUUCUUACUACGCGUUACGAACAAGGUCUAACUAGUAAAGCUAGCAAUUGAGGUAUGAUAAUACAUUUUCAUUAUGAGAGGCUUGGAAAAAAAAAUCAACAUUUUUUCUCUCAUUCAAAUUAUCAAUCUUUUCAGAUUGUUGCUUGUUGUGGUUGCAAUAAGGAAUCGAAACAGAAAUAAGAAAUAAUGAACUACGGAGAGGGUUCGUAUCAAGGAGGCGUUGGUGCAGGUCGAGAUGAAUAUCAUAGAUUGAUCAAUAAGGUAGAAAACAAUAUUCGAACAAUAAAUAAGAAUGUUGUUGAUAUAGAAAGAUCCGUCGAUUUCAUUAGCACAGAAAGGGAUACUCAAGAACUAAGGAAUAAAAUUCAUAAACUGCAACAUGGAACGAAUCACCAGGCAAAAGAGACUUCCGAAUGGGUUAAACAGCUUAAAAUGUUACCAAAAUCAUCUAUCGAGUCAGAGGCUAAAUCAAGAAGAAUACAAAUGAAUCGGAUAACCGAUGAAUUUUCGUCAGCAUUGGAUAAAUUUCAAAGAGUUCAAAGAAAACUCUCAGAUAAAGAAAAAGAGAGCUUUCGAAGAGCAAGAGUCAGUUCCGGAUUCGAUAAUAACCCAUUUUCAGGAGAGAAUGACAAACCACUCGUCGAUGUAGGAACUGAGCAAGUGAAUAUACAAAUUGAACAAAAUGUUGAUUUAGAUUUAUUGAAAGAAAGAGAAAAUGAAAUAAAGAAACUAGAGAGUGAUAUAGUUGGAGUGAACGAAAUUUUUAAAGAACUUGGAAUGAUGAUACAUGAACAGGGCACUGUAAUAGAUAGUAUUGAGCAUCAUGUUGAUAAUACUGUGAAUCGGGUUGAUCAGGCUAGAGAGCAACUAUCUAAAGCGCAAGAUUACCAAACGAGUAGUCGAAAGAAGAAAUGCAUAAUAGCUAUAAUUGGAGUAGUUUUACUGGCAAUUAUUAUUCUAAUCAUCGUUCUUACUACAAGAAAAUAA
Messenger RNA from Dimorphilus gyrociliatus, 1005 nucleotides. Lineage: Eukaryota; Metazoa; Annelida; Polychaeta; Dinophilidae. The record is from the annotation of a GenBank genome assembly.